UGCCCCUCUCCUCUUGCAUAACUCCAAUGCCCACACAGUACUUCUCUGCUAACUCGAUCGCUUAUCACCAUUAAUCCCUGUGAGUGAGAUUCUGGUACCCGAUGCACUCCCCCACCAUAUAAACAGUCACAGGUUCUUUGUUUGAUCAAGUUUCAAACUCAAGGCUACCAUCCUAUACUGCAUCACACACACACGCAGAGGGAGAGGGAGAGCAGAAUGAUGGAGUGUUCCUUCUUUCUGGGUUUCAUUGCUCUGUUUGCGAUAUUAGAACAGAGAAUCUUAGUCAGAGCAGAUGAUGGGUUUGUGAAGACAAAAGGUGUACAGCUAAUGUUGAAUGGGAGCCCCUUCUAUGCUAAUGGGUUUAAUGCCUACUGGUUCAUGUACGUGGCCUCGGAUCCGUCUCAAAGGAACAAAGUUUCAUCUGCAUUUCAAGAGGCUAAGAGCCACGGACUUAGCAUAGCCAGAACUUGGGCUUUCAGUGAUGGUGGCUAUAAGCCGCUCCAAUACUCUCCUGGAUCCUACAAUGAGGAUAUGUUCCAGGGGUUAGACUUCGUAAUAUCCGAAGCCAGAAGAUAUGGGAUUAAGCUGGUGUUGAGUUUGGUGAAUAACUACGACAACUUGGGAGGAAAGAAGCAGUACGUGGCUUGGGCAAGGAAUCAGGGCCAGUCCGUUAAUUCUGAAGAUGAUUUCUUCACUAACCCUGUAGUGAAGGGAUACUACAAAAACCACAUCAAGACUGUACUCACUAGGCGUAACAGCAUCACUGGAGUUGCUUACAAAGAUGACCCAACUAUAAUGGCGUGGGAGCUCAUGAAUGAGAUAAGGUGUCCUUCAGAUCAAAAGGGAAAAGUAGUACAGGCUUGGAUUACCGAGAUGGCGUCUUAUUUGAAAUCCAUUGAUGGAAACCACUUGCUUGAAGCUGGUCUAGAGGGUUUCUAUGGCCAAUCAAAGCAGCAGUCUAAUCCCAACUUCCAAGUAGGGACAGAUUUCAUAGCAAAUAACCAGAUCCCUGGCAUUGAUUUUGCUACAGUUCACUCAUACCCUGAUCAAUGGCUCUCAGGUUCAGGUUAUGAAGACCAACUCUCGUUCUUGAAUGGGUGGCUCAACGAACAUAUCAAGGAUGCACAGAACACUCUUCACAAGCCACUUUUGUUUGCUGAGUUUGGAAUAUCAACUAAGAAUUUGGGUUCAAACUCAAAGGGCAGGGACGAGCUCUUCAACGAUGUGUACUCUGCGAUCUAUUCAUCGGCAAGCGGUGGUGGGGCUGCUGUUGGAGGCUUAUUUUGGCAACUACUAGCUGAAGGAAUGGAUUCUUUUCGAGAUGGCUAUGAGGUAGUCUUAGGUGAGAGUCCCUCAACAGCCAGUUUGAUUGCUCAAGAGUCUCAAAAGCUUAAUCGAAUUCGAAAGAUGUUCGCGCGACUCGAAGACAUCAAGAAGUGGAAUGAAGCAAAAGAUAGUAGUAGAGGUGCACAGUGGCGCGAUGGUGCUAAUGGUGGAAAUUGAGAUAACAAGACUUGCCUGGGGUAACAAAACUUGCCAUUUUACCGACAUUAUUAUAAGCUCAGUUAUUAGUGCAAAUGGAGGUGCCUGCAUGAUUUGCUUCAUCUCCUCAAGAAGAGUCUAAUAUAACCGUGUGUUACUAGUAUGUGAAAUCUCGUAGAAGUAAGGCAAAAGAAUUUAUUAUUAUAGUAAGCAACUAGAAAGUUCUUUCCUGUAACGUAAAUCGUAAUAUACAAGUGAGAAAAUUUGUUAUA
This is a messenger RNA of Prosopis cineraria, 1754 nucleotides long. RefSeq names its product mannan endo-1,4-beta-mannosidase 7-like. The coding region runs from base 217 to 1503 and encodes 428 amino acids. The record is from RefSeq and is a predicted model, not a curated record. The transcript is spliced from 5 exons. NCBI's taxonomy places the organism in Eukaryota, Viridiplantae, Streptophyta, Magnoliopsida, Fabales, Fabaceae. Gene Ontology annotation, molecular function: hydrolase activity, hydrolyzing O-glycosyl compounds.